AUGGACAUAUAUUCAUAUCAACUCUAUAUAUUGGAAAAUAUGUUAACUUUCUGUAUAGUAAAUGUGGAAAAAAUACUUAAGGACUUUAGCAACUCUAAUUCAUGCUUCCAUGAAGACAACUUAAUGUAUACGACAAUGCACCUGUUUGCUGCAGGGAUGGAGAGCAUCUCAGCCACACUUCAUGGGAGAAUGCUUCUGAUGAUGAAAUAUCCAGAGAUCCAGAAAAAGGUUCAUGAGGAAAUUAUCAGAGUUAUUGGAUCGGAAGGACCUCCCAAAAUUGAAGGUCGGAAAGAUUUGCCUUACACUGAUGCAGUGAUCCAUGAAAUUCAGAGGUUUGGUGACAUUGUACCACAUGAAACGACAGUGGAUGUAAAUUUCAGAGGAUACUUCAUUCCAAAGAUUUGAUGCCAGUAGAUGGGAACAGCGCCAGCUGCAAGUUCCUCUCCAAUCCACUCACCAUCGUGAUUUUGAAAUAUAUCUCUGUUCUUUCGCUGUUGAUGGAUCAAAAUCUUGGAAUUCCCUUCAAACGGUAUUGUGGGUCAACCUAAAGAGUGUGAACUGGAUCGAUUCAAGAAGACAGCUCACCACCUUCUAUUCAAGGGCAACAGCCGAUGGGCAAUGCAAUGCUGGUUAACCACCAAUGUCUGCAUUUCAGGAAUGAAUUUAAAAGACUCUCUGCGCUUAACAGUCCGGGAGAGAGGCUUUUAUCAAGGCUGGGAUGUCAGAGAAAAUUCAGAGAAUGCCUACGUAUUGUACACCGUAGCCCGAAAUAGCCUUUUGAUUGGGAUUUGUUGUACAAUAUGUCCUCGUUUAACAUUGUUGCUGCAUUCCUGAAAUACACAAUUUCAAUGGAAUAUUGAGAUAAACAGAUUUUCCCAUUAGAACCAAUGAAAAUGCUUUAACUGGAUUCUGCAGGAUUUCUCUUCCAAAAAAUUCAAGUGUUAUGUAAUUCAAACUGCAGCAGCAGAUACAAUGUAUGAAAUAAUCUCCUUCUGUGUUGUAAAUAUGUUAAAGGCAUGCACAGUGAUAUUAUCAAAUGUACUGUAUAACUCAGACAUGAUUUUUUAUUUUGGACCAUUAAGUUUGUUAUGGUUCAAACGUUUGGUAACACUGUAUCAGUCAGAUCCAUGAGUGAAACUUCACCUGAAUGAUUUAUUUUCAUUUUGUUUACUAUAUUGGUCAGGGUCUGAAUGUAUUCACAACAGGCUGUCAUUGUACUUUUAACAAAAUACAUUAACGUUUAAUUGACACAAGGGAAAAAUAGUAAUCAUGUUUUACUGUGCAGAACUAUUUAAAACUGUCCUAUCACAAAUAUGGGAAAUAACGUUUCAAAUAUUUACCUAACUCCAACCUUACAAUACAACCUCAGGAAGGGUUUUUCCUGUCCCCAAGUCGAAGCUCUCUGUUCAGGCAGUAUGACUUCAGUCACUUUCUUUUUGGUUAAGUUCUACAUUCACAUUCUUCGGUCAGUGUCACUUCCUUAAACAAGCCCUUCACCAUACUGACAACUCAGCUCACUGACAAGCUGACAUUGGUCCAUGAAAACAUGUCUCCAGUAGCUUUGCAGGAUGUCUUCUUCUCUGAUAUCUUCACAAUGUUAUGCUACUGAUGUUUUAUUCUCAACAACAAAGGACCUCUCCUCAGCCCUGCCCUGACUAUUUUAGAGACUGACUCAGCAUUUCUGCUGUUAUGGACCUUUUCUGUCUGAAUGAAUCUACAAACUGCCUGAUGUGUGCUGAAUUGUUCGAGCUUUAUGUUACUGGACUCCUUUUGUCAGGCAGCAGCAGUUUUAUUCUCUCUUCUGCCUUAUUUUCUGAUGCACUGAACUGUUCACUCCAGUUGUUUUAAGCACUACUUUAAAAUGAAUGUAAACUGAUCGUCCUGACUUCGAAACAUAUUGUCAUUCUUUCACUGUCACUGGGUCACAAUCCUGGAAUUCCCUCCCUAAUAGCAUUGUGGCUCAACCCACAGCAGGAGGCAUGCAGCGGUUCAAGAAGGCAACUCUCCCCCACUUUCUCAAGGGGCAAUUAGGUACAGCAAGAAAUGCUGGCUCAGUCAGCAACGUCCACAUCCCACAAGUUAAUAGAAAAAGAACAGGGUUACAGAGAGAGUGUGGGGAAAUUGGACUGACUGGAUUCUCCAGAAAGAGCCAACAUAGACUUGAUGGGCUGCAAAGAACCCAAUCAAUAAAGAAACUGGCAAACAAAUCCACAGUGAACUGAGAUUUCACUGCACAGCUAGUUAGUGGCAAGUGGAAGAAAAAUGAAAUGCAACUUUCACAGACACUUGGAAGGGAAGUAUUUCCAGACCCAUGGUGCAAGUGUAGGGAAGUCAGGCAAAUCAGGCAGUUCUUUCAAAGAGCUGGUACAGGUACAAUGGCCCAAAAGGCCUCUUUCUUUAUUGGGCUCUGUGAAAACAAAAUGCUGAUACUGCUUAGAUGGGCCUCAAUUACUGAAAUUGUUCCCAUCCAUGACCUUAUCAGCUCUCACAUUCCUUAUUCUGUGAUAUCUACUCGAGACUCAGGCCUGGCAACUCCUUUGCCCCCUUCUCUGAAUGUCUUUUUCUGAAUGUUCAUGCACUCAAUUGCCAUGACUUUUCCACCAUCACUUUUCGCUGGCUGACCUUUGAUCCCUUAAGAGACACUGGGGAACAUACCGUUAUACUGGU
Molecule: messenger RNA, 2667 nt
Organism: Stegostoma tigrinum
Lineage: Eukaryota; Metazoa; Chordata; Chondrichthyes; Orectolobiformes; Stegostomatidae
Product: cytochrome P450 2G1-like
Exons: 4
Coding region: 1-405 (134 amino acids)
Biological process (GO): xenobiotic metabolic process
Cellular component (GO): intracellular membrane-bounded organelle; cytoplasm
Molecular function (GO): iron ion binding; heme binding; oxidoreductase activity, acting on paired donors, with incorporation or reduction of molecular oxygen, reduced flavin or flavoprotein as one donor, and incorporation of one atom of oxygen
Source: RefSeq, a predicted model, not a curated record